CACUUUUACAAAUGAGGAAACAUGCCCAGACGUUAAACGUUAACGAUAAUGAUUUUAUGCUGUAUUAAGAUGAAAAUAGAUCAGCUUUGUGGAAGAUUUUAAGGUUUACAGCGAGCUGGGCAUUUGUGAAGUAGAGAUGGCAAAACGGAACACAAAGUGCUCAGGCAAAUUGCUGUAUUACUUUUUCUAAAAAGUUGCGCGUAAAGGUCAACUCUUUCUGAUGAAGAGAAUAGUGAUCUCCUAGCUUGGAGUGCCACCAACUGGGGAAACAAGAGUGAGUGCUUAAGAGAGGCAGGCUUAAGAGAGUUAUAAAAGGAAGAAAGUGAAUUGGAUAAUUAGGUUGUUGAUUUGGAGAAAAAAGGUUUGGAGAAAAACAAAAAAUGCAAAUCAAAAUUCCUCAUGUCAAGAAAGACAAAAGAAGGAAAUACUCAAAAAAGGUGCAUUCUCGCAAAUUUAUUAGUUAUAAAAAUAAUGAUUACGAAGAAUCGUCCCUAAGGCUACAGUCGAAAAUGUCUGCAGAAGUCCAAGGAGACGUACACAAGAAAUAGUUUCAAAGCAACAAAUGCAAUAAACAUUUAUUAAACAUCUAUGUGGAAGAUACAGGGCUAAGCGUUGGGGGUAGAAAAAGUUGGGGGCAAAAAUAGUCAAACAAAUAUCUCUAAGAAUCUGAGGAUAAAGAUAUGUAAGAAAUUGACAUAUAAAACCAAGAGCUAUUAUUCCUCAAUGACUUUUCAAAGGCAAGUAGUUCGAAAGAGAAUUCUAAACUAUUAAUAAUCAUUUGAAAGAAUCUUAUUAACAAAAAAUGGAAAUCAAAAUUCUUCAUGUUAAGAAAGAAAAGGAAAUAAUCAAAUGUUGGAGAGACUGUGAAGAGGACACAACAUAGGAUUGGAGUUUCUCUGAAUUGGUUUGAUGAUUUUGAUCACCUGUCCAGGUGUGUUUCUUCCAGAGAAGAAAGGACUUGUACUCAGUGUCUGCAUCCUUGAUCAAUAUAGGGAGACAAAAUGCUUUCCUGCUCUGUUCCCCAUUAUGAUUCACGAGAUUAUGAAGUUUGACAAGGUAUUUAUAAAUGCACUUGAUCCAGCUGCUGUGGCGGAACUUCUAGAAACUUAUAUAAUCAGGUUUGAACUGAUACAACUAAUGCCGCCAGAGGGGACAUUAUUGGCCUACUAUGAAGAAAACACGCGAGACUUUUUGUUCCCGGAACGCAGGCUGACUCCUCUCUAUCCUGGGGUCGACAGAGAAGUGCUCAUGAAGACACCCCUAGGCUUUCCAGGCAUCUCUCCAAAAAUAGAAUUUUCUACGAGGACAGCCAUCAAAGAGCUCACUCCAUUAAAAAGGUUUUUUGAAGAAAGAUUGCGACUAUUGAGGCCUGCAUCUGCUUCUUAUGGUCAACGAGUGUAUAGUCCUCAGUAUCAGGAUUUAAGAGCCAUGAUGAAGGAGAAUACCUGUGAGAAGCUUAGCAAAAGCUUGAGGUCUCGUUCUCCAUCACCACACACUAUCCGGCGCCUUUGCCAGGAGGAGCGUUCAGGGCACCCGAACUCUACAUCUCAGGCUGCAUGUCGGGGUUUCAGGUCCUCAGUAGAAACCAAGCCUCCAUUUGUAGUUAGACAUGUAGACAGCUCAAAACCAUUUGGUGAGCAAAUCCCUUUAAAACAACACACUCAAAAGUCCAGGAAAAAAGUCAACUUUACAGGCUAUGAUUAUCCACUUAAAAGAGCUUCUUCUCUUGACAGUAUUGCAGCUGACAUGAAGAUUUUAAGGGAUCGAGAAGAAUGGAAUGCUAGGAGGCGUGAAUUGUUAUCUCCAUAUUCAGAUAGAUCUGGAAAUAUCUUGUCUGGUCAUAGUAAUCAAGGGGAUUCCAAUUUUGAGAAGAAAAAUUCAUUUGUUCACUAUCACCACCGAUCACCUAGUCCACAUCUGAAUUAUUAUCUUCAACACAGGUUGUGCUGCAGCCCUCAUUUAACUUGGGAGAAGAUUCAUGAAAGGGUACGGGAUCUUCUGACCUCUCGAAAAGCCCGACAACGACUCUACCUGGGAGUAACCGACUCUGAAGUUGAUGAAAUCCUUGGAAGAAGGACCCCCUAUUUGAGGAGCUCUCAACUACAUGAAUCUUUGGGGAGCAAAUAUUUCUGAGUAAUUGCCACUUGUAUAGGAUUCUGUGUAUUAUGGUGUUCCUAAUUGCACAGUGCAAA
Messenger RNA from Sarcophilus harrisii (Tasmanian devil), 2192 nucleotides. It is a transcript of the gene SPATA6L, whose product is annotated as spermatogenesis associated 6 like. The record is from RefSeq and is a predicted model, not a curated record. The transcript is spliced from 13 exons. Gene Ontology annotation, biological process: spermatogenesis. Bases 910 to 2133 code for a protein of 407 amino acids. Gene Ontology annotation, molecular function: myosin light chain binding. Lineage: Eukaryota; Metazoa; Chordata; Mammalia; Dasyuromorphia; Dasyuridae.